AUGCUGGACGCCUCCCUAUUAUCAGCUUUUAUUAAGAGGUGGGACCCGGAGACAUCAUCCUUCCAUCUUCCAUUUGGGGAGAUGACGGUGAAUUUGGAUGAUGUGGAUGCCCUAUUUCACCUUCUGAUUGCUAGUACAUUUUUCACACUAAUUCAUAGGGACCAUGCGAUGACGGUGCACAUGGUUCUGGAUGCAUCGGAGGUUGAUGAGGUGGAGGUGCUGAGUGAGUUUGGAGAGACUCAAGGCUUUCACCUUAGAAUGUCUUGGUUGAGGAGGAUUUAUGAAGAGCUUGUGGAUGCAGGGAGGUACCAGGAUGCCGCUAGGGCGUACAUGCUACAUCUAGGGGCGUGUACUCUCUUUGCGAAUAAGUCUGGAGUUUAUAUAGAUGUCUGCUAUCUUUCUCUAUUCAGCACCCUUAACACACCAUGUUGGGCUUGGGAAGUUGCGGCAUUGAUGAUGUUGUACAUGACGCUUGAUGUUGCAUCUCGUCUUGAUACCGGACAACUUGCUGGUUACCUGAGCUUGUUACAGUGUUGGAUCUACGAGCACUUCCUUCACAUCUGUGAGCGAAAGAUCCAGCAUGCUGCGGCUGCUGACGCAUGGUAUGUCAGAUGUGAGAGCCAUGUGGCUAGACACUUACCUAAGAGGUGUCUACGCCAGGAUGAUUAUAUACAAGGCAUCCCACAUCCUGUCCCAGAGGCUCCAGCGGGUGGCAUUGAUCGAUGGUUUCAGAGUCACAUCAUUAGCUCCCCCCAUGAGAUUAUUGAUACAGCCAUUAAGGGUCAUAUCACAUGCCGCAGAUAUGAUGUUCCAGGGCCUUCACGUACUAGGGAUUCUUCCAAUCCACCACCACCAUCACCUCCACCUCCUGCAGGUGACCAUGACAGCCGCCUACAGUUCAUCUCCGUUCACUUAGAUAGCCUCAUGGGUUUGGUGAACCCUGAUGGUGAGGUUCAUAGUAUUUUAGCUAGGUUGAUCAAUGUUGCCCAUGGAGGGCCUAUGUAG
Molecule: messenger RNA, 1005 nt
Organism: Vicia villosa (hairy vetch)
Lineage: Eukaryota; Viridiplantae; Streptophyta; Magnoliopsida; Fabales; Fabaceae
Product: protein MAIN-LIKE 1-like
Exons: 4
Coding region: 1-1005 (334 amino acids)
Biological process (GO): meristem maintenance; meristem development
Source: RefSeq, a predicted model, not a curated record